Molecule: messenger RNA, 2663 nt
Organism: Solenopsis invicta (red fire ant)
Lineage: Eukaryota; Metazoa; Arthropoda; Insecta; Hymenoptera; Formicidae
Gene: fidipidine
Product: coiled-coil domain-containing protein 93
Exons: 13
Coding region: 30-2009 (659 amino acids)
Biological process (GO): Golgi to plasma membrane transport
Source: RefSeq, a predicted model, not a curated record
CGCGCGUGCUGUGCCGCCGUGCCGUGUGUAUGGGCGGACGAGCGAACGAGCGAGUGAGCGAGCGAGCGGACGGACAGACGAACGAACGGUUGGUCGAACGGGCGACGAACGGACGGAUGCACCACACGCACCACGUCGUGUGUCACUCCCUGUGCUGUGUGUCGCGUUCCUGUGUUCUUAGAUAUAUUAAAAUAAACAGCGUGCUGUCUCUGAAAAAUCAGAAUAUGUUGAACGACGUGCCGAAAGGGUUACUAAGAAGCUCCGGAAGUACGGAGGUUGAUGUACGCGAAGAUGAGGAACAAACCAUUAAAUUUCAAGAAAUUAUUGACUUGCUUGUUGCUGCGGGCUAUUUUAGGGCACGAAUAAAAGGUUUAUCAAAUUUUGAUAAGGUUGUUGGUGGUAUGACUUGGUGCAUAGAGUCAUGCAAUUUUGAUGUAGAUGUGGAUUUACUUUUUCAAGAGAAUCUUACAAUUGGCCAAAAAAUUUCUUUGACUGAGAAAAUUGUAAUUAUGCUCCCCAAAAUGAAUUGUCCAUAUCGAAUAGAACCACAUCAAAUACAAGGCUUAGACUGUAUUCAUAUAUUCCCAGUUAUUCAAUGGCUGGUAAAACGUUCCAUGGAAAUGCGACAGGAAAUGGCAGAUUUUGUGAGAGCUUUUGCAUUAAAUCAAUUUCACAAAAAACAUUCUUUUAGUGAAGAUUCCGAAAUUGGAGCAACAGUUAAUGAGAAUAUUAUCAGAAAUUUACAUUUGGUUAAGAAAGCGUACGAACCACGGCGUUUGUUCAAACAAAAAGAGGAUUUUGUGACAGAUGAAUCAAAUAGAUUUAUUGGUACGGUAUUAGAAUAUGAAGCAGCAUUUGAGGCUGUUAAAAAUACAUCAGCAACAACAUCAAUGGAAUCUAAAAGUAGCGAUUCAAGAAACGAGUCAAAUAAUGAAAGAAAUAAUGAAAAGAACACUACUGAACAAAUCACUGCUGCUCUGUCUGUUAUAGAAGAAAAUUCGAUGCGGUUAAGUGUAAGUACAGUUGGAAACAUUGUUGGUAUACAAGCACAAGAAAUUGCUAAAGUGGCAGAAAAAUAUGCAUCUAUGACUACUUCUGCAGUAAAGGAUGGUAACGCAACGGAUUCGUCGCGCGCUCUAAUCGCAUUACAGAAGCAAAAGACGACAUUGCAAUCUCGAGUGCGCAAGUUAACGAAGGAGAGAGAUAACUUGUCUGAUAAACUUAGUGAAAUAGUAGAAAAAGUUAAAGAACAUCGUGUGAGAAGAGACACCAUUGAACGCUCCUUUAAAAAGAUUCGGGAAAUUGGAAUUAAUGAUAAUGAUAGUGUUUUUAAACGAUUAGAGGAACUUUUGUCUGUACAUGAGGGAUUGAAAGAACAAGAACACAAUUUCCGAGAACAAUGUAAGUCGGACUUAAAUCUUCUUCGAGGUAUGUUACAAGAGAUUGAAAAUGGUACUCCUGUGGAGGAGGAGGAUCGUGUCAAGGAAUAUGAAGAGCAAAAAGAAGCUAUAACACGAGUGCGAUUGCAAUUGGCUAAAAAAAAUAGAAUUAUUGCAUCUUUAACGAGACAAUUGGACGAUGUUCCAGGACGCUCUGAAUUGACGCAAUAUCAGCGACGUUUUAUGGAACUCUAUAAUCAAGUUUCAGCUAAGCACAAAGAAACUAAACAAUAUUAUACAUUGUACAAUACUCUCGAUGAUACGAAACUGUACAUAAGUAAAGAAUUGUCAUUAUUAAAUUCUAUUCAGGAUAACUAUAAUGAAGCUAUGGCAUCGACAAGUGGCAAGGAACAGUUUCUGAAACAAUUCGAAUCAAUUGUUGCAGGAGUGAAGCGCAACAAAACGAUGGUGGAGAAACGAUGUGCCGACGAAAAAGGUAGACGGGAUACGCUUAGUCGACAACUCGUCACUCUCGUAGAGCAGCAACGCAAAUAUGUUGCGGCAGUUAGACAACUUACUAUUGAAUGUCGCAAAAAUGAAGCUUUAUUGGCUCAACUUCGUGGUCCAUAAAAUUCUUUUAGUAAAUGGAAACUGGGAAAAUGUUGUCUAAUGAAAUAAUCAUAAUAUGUUGUUAGGUUUAAGGGUGUUUAAUUCUUUUCAUAUAUACAAACAUAUGAUAUAAAUGCUAGAAAUAUUUGUUGUGUGUACAUAUAGAGAUAGUUUUAAGAAUCUUUCAAUACUGUAUGUGUUGUACAAAUUGUAAAAAUUUGAUAUGGAAUAUACAUUUUUAUUACAUAUACAAAGGCUACUCAGUAACAAGUGGCAGAAAAUUCAAGGAGUAAUUUUAGAUGAUAAAAUAGGACAAAAUAAAAAAAUUUGAUGAAGAUUUCGUUUUUAAUUAUAAUGCCUAAAUAUUCAUAUGCUUUAGGCAUUUUUUAUGUGAAUAUUUAUAAUAAAAAAAAACGAAGUCUUGGUCGUAAUUUUAUUUUUGUCUUAUUUUAUCAUCUAUAGGAUUUCUUUUUACAUUUUCUCUCAUCUGUUGUCGAAUACUGUAUAUGUAUAUAAAUUAAAUAUUAUUGUAUAUAAUAAAUGCGAUAAAUAUGAUUGUACAUAAAUCGUAUAUUAUAAUAUACAUGUAUGUAUACAUACAUUUGAGUAAUAUUCUAAACAUAAAUUGUUGCAUUAUUCUAAUAUUGUAUAUUAACCAAUACUUUCUUUAAAAAA